AUGAAGCCCAUCAAGCCGAUGCGUGCCCUAUCAUUUCACAAGUUUUUGAUAGCAAAACCGGAUGUCCUGCUGCAGUUCGUGCGCCACUUGCACGAGCUGCUGCACCAGGAGCUGGAGGACCCGCUGCUGGUGUGGUACGACAGCGUCACCAUUGAGGGACACCUCAACUGGCAGAACGGCCUCAAUGACAAGAAUAAAGCAUUCUUCGAGGUAGUGGACGCGUUCUUCACGAACUACUCGUGGUCGCUGCGGGACGUGGAGACGAGCGUGGCGGCGGCGGGCGACCGCCGGACCGACCUGUUCCUGGGCAUCGACGUCUGGGGCAGGAACUUCUACGGCGGCGGCCAGUUCAACACGCAGGAGGCCAUCCAAGUGGCGUACGACUACGGCUGCUCGCUGGCCAUCUUCGCGCCGGCGUGGACGCACGAGGCGCUGGGCGAGGAGCCCGUCGCCAACGCCGAGGAGCUGGACGCGCACGGGCGCCGGCUGCUGCGCGAGCGCGCGCUGUGGGGCAGCCUGUGGCCCUACCUCCACACCAAGCUGCCCUGCCACCUGCCCUUCCACACCUCCUUCUGCAGGGGACAGGGGAAAAAGCGACGCUUGUAUGGCGAGGUGAUCUGUCCGGUGCCGUGGUACAACCUGAACCAUCAGCAGUACCAGCCCAACUGCUUGCACGGGCCGCAUGGCUACCUGCUCUCCACCCAGGAGACCAUCACCAACCUCUCCCAACUAGGCCUGCUGAAAAACAGGGACGGCAUCCUCAGAUACAGACGCUCCCUAGAAAUGAGUCGAAUAGAACUAACACCUGGCAAAUACAAGGAACGAUCACAAUCACCAAUCAAUGAUAGCACAAAUUUAGUUACCGAAGAAGUAGUAGAAGUUCCCGACGACCAAAGACCAUCUGUUAAGAGGAAAACGAAAGACGCGUUCCGACAUUUAUUUGAAAUGAAGGCAGCUAAAACGGAGAAUGCAAAUAAGUUGGAAGCUCACGCGAAGAGUAAUUCGGAAAUUACUGGAAGGUCGAUGGUGCAGAUGUCGGUGAAUUUAAGUUUAGGAGACAGGAGGGGCAAAACCCGCUACGCGUUGGCCUACGUGCCGGCGGAGUUGGAAUGCUUAGAGCCGUUCUAUGAAGACAGUUUCUUGGGAGGCAGCUGCUUAAAAGUGAACCCGAGUGACGAAGUCAAUCCUGAGCAUCGGAUAUCUAGACUAUUCCUCUGCGAUUUUGAGUGCAAAAGCAGUUUGAUCGCGUGUGUCGUGACGAAAACCCUUGUGGGUUAUGAAAAUCAGUUUUUGAAUAUCAGAUUAAAUAUAACCGACAGUGAAGGGAAGUUUAGAAAGGUGGUGUUAGUGGGGAGGGACGGGCCUCAUGGCACGCACGACGAGGAGCCGUCUAUGGCGGAGACGCUGAACGUGUACCCCAUGAGUGAAGCUUCGAAUCCUGGCUUUAAGGAACUGCAGACGUAUCUGGUGCUCAACGAGCCUGGCUUCUACGUACCUGUGGCUAACGCAUACGGGUGGAAAGUCAGGUACUACGAGGUGCGGGGGCUGGGCGCGGCGGCGCGCGUGGCGGCGGCGGCGGCGCGCGCGGGCCGCCGGCGCGGCGCCGCGCUGCUCGGACACUUCGGCCUCGCCACGCGC
Molecule: messenger RNA, 1638 nt
Organism: Brenthis ino (lesser marbled fritillary)
Lineage: Eukaryota; Metazoa; Arthropoda; Insecta; Lepidoptera; Nymphalidae
Source: the annotation of a GenBank genome assembly